GGGUCUUCUCAGACAUUCAGCUUGUAUCAUCUGGGCCAGGAAUAGUGAGACCAGGAGAGAAUCUCAACCUGCUUUGUAAAGUCACAGGUUUCUCCAUCUCUACUGAGUACUAUGAGUGGCAUUGGAUCCGCCAAGCUCCUGGGAAAGGUAUGGAAUGGAUUGCAACGAUAUAUCCCUAUGGUGGAGGAACAGGAUAUGCCCAUUCCCUGAAGAGCCGAGCAACCAUUUCUUCAGAUGCCUCAAAGAAUGAGUUCUCCCUCCAGCUGAACUCCCUGACAGCUGCAGACUCCGCUGGGUAUUUCUGUGCCCGAGGAGACACAGUGAGACAAAGCCUAUUGGGCCCUGUUCAAAAAGUAGAAGUCCUGCUUCUAUCAACAAAUACACUGUGA
Podarcis lilfordi (Lilford's wall lizard) is the source of this 389-nucleotide messenger RNA. The record is from the annotation of a GenBank genome assembly. NCBI's taxonomy places the organism in Eukaryota, Metazoa, Chordata, Lepidosauria, Squamata, Lacertidae.